Messenger RNA from Lethenteron reissneri (Far Eastern brook lamprey), 2616 nucleotides. Its product is annotated as probable ATP-dependent DNA helicase HFM1. NCBI's taxonomy places the organism in Eukaryota, Metazoa, Chordata, Hyperoartia, Petromyzontiformes, Petromyzontidae. The record is from RefSeq and is a predicted model, not a curated record.
UCCACGAAGGACGCACUUCAGCCACCGCAUGCCUGUGCCGGAGUGCGGAUCGUCGCCCUGUCAGCCACCAUUCCCAAUAUAGAAGACGUUGCCGAGUGGUUGUCUGAUAGGGAUGGAACGGCCACCUUCAUAAAAUUGGGCGAAAAACAUCGCCCUGUGAAACUUCGCAAAAUCGUGUUGGGAUUUCCUUUCUUUCGUGCGCAGACCGCCUUUAAGUUCGACUUGAUACUCAACUACAAGCUGGCAAGAAUUAUACAAACAUAUUCUGAGCAGAAGCCAACGCUCAUUUUCUGUGCGACCAGAAGAAGUGUCCAGCUGGCUGCAGCCACGCUGGCUAAAGAUGCCAAAUUCAUGAUUGAUUCCCAGCACAGGCAGAGACUGCAGGUGCAUGCUUCUUACCUGAAGGAUAUCAAGUUGAGAGAUUUGCUGACCAAAGGAAUUGCAUACCAUCAUGCAGGAAUGGAAAUGUCUGAUCGAAGAAACAUUGAAGACGUUUUCUUGCGAGGAGAACUGCCAGUACUGUUCUCCACAAGUACACUGGCUAUGGGUGUCAACCUUCCUGCACACCUGGUCAUCGUCAAAUCGACGAUGCACUACACCGGGGGAGGCAUGCUGCAAGAAUAUAGGGACACAGAUAUUCUACAGAUGAUUGGCAGGGCAGGAAGACCGCAGUUUGAUGUUUCAGCCACUGCCGUGAUACUGACAAGAAACGAAUUGAAAGAAAAAUAUGAACAAAUGCUCAGUGGGACCCAGAAACUAGAAAGCAGUUUGCACAUGAAUCUAACAGAGCACCUCAAUGCAGAGAUCGUCUUGCACACGAUCACAGAUGUCAACGUGGCAUUGGAUUGGAUCCGAUCCACAUUCCUGUACGUUCGGGCACUCAAAAACCCAAAGUAUUACAAAUUUGCCGCUGGUCUGAGCAAAGAGGAUAUUGAGAAGAAACUUCUGCAAGAACUAUGCUUAGAGAGUUUGAACUCACUGGCCACUUACAAGCUAAUUUGUAUGCAGAACGGAUAUAUUAAGCCAACAGAUGUCGGUAGAUUGAUGGCUUCCUACUACAUGGCAUUUGACACCAUCAAGCUGUUUGGCACUAUACAGGGAUCGGAAGCCAUUCAAGACCUGGUGACGCUCAUCUCAAGCUGUCGAGAGUACAAAGACAUCGCACUCCGCGUCAAUGAAAAGAAAGCCCUGAACACAUUGAACGUGGUCAAAAAGCACAUCAUACGAUUUCCAAUGCCCGGUAAAAUAAAAACCAGUGAAAUGAAAAUCAACUGUCUCAUUCAAGCUCAGCUGGGAUGUGUCCUCGUGCAAGAUUUUGCGUUGAUACAGGACACUGCGAAAAUCUUCAGGACUGGAAUCAGACUUACAAAAUGUCUCGCCGAAUUUUUGCAACAAAAGGAUAAACGGAAUAACUUCCAGGCCGUGCUGAAUGCAGUCCAACUCACGAAAUGUUUUCGUGCAAAGCUUUGGGAGAAUUCACCUUUCGUUUUAAAACAACUUGAAAAAAUCGGCUUCUCAAUGUCCAGCGCACUGGUCAAUGCUGGAUUGACAUCUUUUGAGAAAAUUGAAAACACUCAUGGACGGGAAAUUGAGUUGAUAGUGAACAGACACCCUCCAUUUGGGAACCAGAUGAAAGACGCCGUUCAGCAUCUUCCCAAGUACCAAGUCAGCAUGGUGCAGGGUCACCGGCACUACAAGGCUGUGGCUGAGGUGAUGAUCACAGUGGUUCUGAAGAACUUUGCGGAGCUGCAGUCCCAGCGCACAGCUCCGGACAGCCACAUCUGCACGCUGCUGAUGGGCAACUCCGACAACAACCUCGUCCACCGGCAAAUCAUCACAGACGACAUGCUGCUGAGAACGGGGAGUUGGAUGAAGAAGCUGGAAGUUGUUCGGCCGGAAAAAAGUGACAAGCUCGACAUCCACCUUCUCAGCUCGACGUACGUUGGUAUGGACAUCCAUCAGAGCUUCACUCCAUCCUACUCGAGCCCACGCACCCCUGGGCUCUAUGGGAAUGAGAGGCAUCUGCAGGCCCAAUCCCUGCAUGCUGCUACCUGUGAGAAACCAAAGACGUCUGUCUCAGCAGCAGGAGCAGCAGCAGCACAAGCAGCCGGCAAUGUGAAGCAACUUGCUGGCUUGGAUGAAUCCAAGAGAGGCUGUCUUCAUAACUGCAAAAACAAACAAUCGUGUGGGCACGAGUGCUGUAAAGGAAAUGUGGCCAGGUCAACGCCGCUGGCGCCUCGCACCUCGAGCGCUCACGUGCGGAGCUACUUGAGUGAACUCAAAAGCAAGAGCGUGAGUCUAACCGGCGUUCCAGAUAACAAAAGGCUCAAGGUUUGCUCUAUAAAGGGGGGAAUCUCAGUGAACUUAUCCAAGUUUGCUUACGCCCCGAAGCCUCAGUGUGGACCGCAUGACGACAGAUGCAGUGGUCCUUCUGAGCUGCUGUCGCCUCAAGGCGAAUUGGCUGUGACUGCUGGUGACAAGAGUGUGGAUGACACGUCGGGGUUCCAGAGAGUUGCCAAGGGGGGUGGACAAACUCCGAUCUCCCUUGAGCGUCGCUCAUGUUACGGUUCCAGCAUUUCAACAUCAAGACGACAGUCGGUGCGUCUCUCUCUCUGA